GCAUGGAUCCCAAACAUGGAUGUGAUGAAUGAGAAGAACCUGACCCAGGGUGACCCCACCAGCACCUUCUCUAACUGCUGCACGCAGUCAGACGUCCCAGACGAGGGAGCUUUGUUAAAGGGCCUGGAGGACAGCACGCAGCUGCUCGGGGUUCAGGUGGUCCUCAUCCUCGCCUACAGCACCAUCAUCCUGUUCGGCGUGAGCGGGAACUCUUUGGUCAUUUACGUCGUGUACAAGUUCCGGAACCUGCACACGGUCACCAACUUCUUCAUCGCUAACCUGGCGGUAGCAGACCUGCUGGUGAACGCGCUGUGCCUGCCCUUCACCCUGAUGGCCACGCUCUCGGGGGAGUGGAAGUUCGGCCAGGUGAUGUGUUACCUGUUACCGUACGCCCAGGGCCUCGCCGUUCACGUGUCCACCAUUACGCUGAGCGUGAUCUCGCUGGACCGCUACCGCAGCAUCAUCCACCACACCGAGACAAAGAUGUCUAAAGACAUGUGCAGGGUGGUCAUCAUCAUCACCUGGAUAGCCAGCGCCGGGCUCGCCAGCCCUCUGGCCAUCUUCCGUGAGUACGUGACCUUUGACCUGACGCCAGAGCGCACUAUCCAGGGCUGCGUGGAGAAGUGGCCGGGCAGCAGCGCGGACGGAACCGUGUACAGCGUCGCUACGUUCCUGCUGCAGUACGGCCUGCCCCUGUCCGUCAUCUCCUACGCCUACGCCUGCAUCUGGAGCAAGCUCAGGAAGCACGUCAGCCCCGCGGGAGGACACAGCGAGCGACACCGCCGCCGGCAGAAAACCACCAAGAUGCUGGCGGCCGUGGUGGCCGUGUUCGCCGUCAGCUGGCUCCCGUUCCACGCCUUCCAGCUGGCCGUGGAUAUCGACAGCAGCGUGCUGGACAUGAAGGAUUUUAAGCUGCUCUACACGGCGUUCCACAUCAUCGCCAUGUGCUCCACGUUCGCCAACCCCAUCCUGUACGGCUGGAUGAACCGGAACUACCGGGACGCCUUCGCCGCGGCGUUUCAGUGUGCUCCAGCCAAGGGCGUGCUGAGGAGGGUGCAGAGCAGGGACACGGUGAGGGACAAGGCUCUGAAAUGCACCAUCACCACACUGUCUCAGGACAACGGACACCUGUAG
This is a messenger RNA of Clarias gariepinus (North African catfish), 1134 nucleotides long. It is a transcript of the gene npy2r, whose product is annotated as neuropeptide Y receptor Y2. The transcript has a single exon. Gene Ontology annotation, biological process: G protein-coupled receptor signaling pathway. The coding region runs from base 16 to 1134 and encodes 372 amino acids. Gene Ontology annotation, molecular function: neuropeptide Y receptor activity. Gene Ontology annotation, cellular component: membrane. The record is from RefSeq and is a predicted model, not a curated record. NCBI's taxonomy places the organism in Eukaryota, Metazoa, Chordata, Actinopteri, Siluriformes, Clariidae.